Messenger RNA from Drosophila persimilis, 5132 nucleotides. Its product is annotated as metabotropic glutamate receptor 2. The transcript has 17 exons. The record is from RefSeq and is a predicted model, not a curated record. Gene Ontology annotation, molecular function: G protein-coupled receptor activity. Gene Ontology annotation, cellular component: membrane. The coding region runs from base 237 to 3992 and encodes 1251 amino acids. Gene Ontology annotation, biological process: G protein-coupled receptor signaling pathway. Lineage: Eukaryota; Metazoa; Arthropoda; Insecta; Diptera; Drosophilidae.
CAUAAAAUGUGAGAGACCGAAGCAACCGAAAGCCACAACCACAUUCAAAAUGUGUGCCGCAUAUCAGGAGGAUGAACAGCAGCCAUCGAACUGUGAGCAAUAUCGGAAUUUUACGAACCGAAAUUCAUGCAUAUCAAAAUAAAGUCCGAUAAUUCAGUGCACAAAAUAUAUACAGCAAUAUAGAAAACGGGAGAGAGAUAGAGAAAGAGAGGUUAAGGACCAAAGCUAAUGACAACAUGAGAGUGGAUUGCAGCAGCAAAUGGCUCGUACGAAUUUCUGUUUUUCUAUUCGUGGUGGUGCUCUCCGCGUGGCAUCCACUGCGGGCCGAGAGUGAGGUGAUUGGCGACAUAGAGGAGAAGGCGGAGGGGCUGGAGCAGGAGCAGGCGCAGGAGCAGAGGAUGCAGGCGACACCCAGAAGCAGAGUGCGACGCCAUCAUCAGCACCAUCCUGAUUCGUAUCCGGCCCAGCAUCAUCAUCAUCAUCAACAUCAUCAUCAGCGCCCACACCAGCACGAACAGAAUCAUGGCAGCAAACACAGUCGGAUACACAGCAGACAGAGUCACUACGAGGCCCUGGAAUUAGAGAAGCACCAACAGCAGUUGGGCAAACACUGGCGACAAUGGAGGCAGUGGAGCAGCAGGCACCUGCAAGCCCCGGAUUAUGUGAAUGAUGAGGCACAAACGGUGGAACUGGACACGUCACAGUCAGAGCCACAAAAUCGGCGUCUCAGCGACGACCAUCUCUAUGAUCAAUUCGAUGUGGAAGAGUACCAGCGCCAUGGCAACAUUGAAAUGGCCGCUCCCCGGUCCGGACGGCAUCGUGGCCGCCAUUUGCCGCUCAAGAGCACCAACAACUUGCUACUGCCCCUAAUGGCGGUGGACGGGAGUGGCAAGUACAUGCGCUCCCUGCCAGACUCCGUGAGUUUCCUGAACGAUCGCCUGCACGCCGUCCAGCCGCAGCGCCACUGGCCGGUGAAGCGCGAGGCCCUGAUCGAGGGUGAUCUGAUAUUGGGUGGCCUGAUGAUGGUCCACUCGCGCGAGGACAGCAUCACCUGCGGCCCGAUCAUGCCCCAGGGAGGCAUCCAGGCGCUCGAGGCCAUGCUCUUUACCAUAGACAGCAUCAACAAAGCCCAGCUGCUGCCCAACAUCACGUUGGGGGCUCAUCUCCUGGACGACUGCGAUAAGGACUCGUAUGGCCUGGAGAUGGCUGUGGAUUUUAUCAAAGGCUCUAUCAGCAACAUUGACGAUGCCGAAUAUCAUUGCAACAAGACGCAAGUAAGGAAGGUCAUCUCCGGGGUGGUGGGCGCCGCCUCCUCGGUAACCUCCAUACAAGUGGCCAAUUUAUUGCGCUUAUUCCGCAUACCCCAGGUAUCCUACUUCUCGACCAGCCCAGAGCUGAGCAACAAACAACGCUUUGAGUACUUCUCCCGCACCAUACCCUCGGAUCAUUACCAGGUGAAGGCCAUGGUGGAGAUUGUGAUGCGGAUGGGAUGGAGCUACGUUUCGAUUAUCUACGAGGAGAGUAAUUACGGCAUCAAGGCUUUCGAGGAGCUGGAGGAGCUACUGGCGCGCCAUAACAUUUGUAUUGCCAUCAAGGAAAAGCUGGUGAAGGAUUCUGGAGUGGCCGAGGAUAUUGCAUACGAUAAUAUCGUGCAAAAGCUGUUGACCAAGCCACGCGCUCGAGGUGCCAUCAUCUUCGGGUCCGACCAGGAGGUGAGGCAGGUGAUGCGGGCUGUACGGCGGGCCAAUGCGACGGGCUCGUUCUCCUGGAUAGGCUCCGAUGGCUGGAGUGCUCGAAAUCUUGUUUCCGACGACUACGAACCAGAGGUGGAGGGCACCCUCUCCGUGCAGCCGCAGGCGAAUCCAGUGCGCGGCUUUGAGGAGUACUUCCUCAACUUAACUGUCGAGAACAACCAACGCAAUCCGUGGUUCGUAGAAUUCUGGGAGGAUCAUUUCCAAUGCCGCUACCCAGGCAGCACCAGCACCCCCUACAACAACUACACCAAACAGUGCACCAACAAAGAGCGACUCUCGCGGCAGAACACUGACUUUGAGGAUCAGCUGCAGUUCGUUAGCGAUGCGGUUAUGGCAUUUGCCUACGCUCUUAGGGACAUGCAUCACGACCUGUGCGGGGGAAGGCCCUCGCUGUGCGAUGCCAUGAAGCCCACCAAAGGGGCCGACUUGCUCAAAUAUUUGCGUAAAGUUCAAUUCAAAGGACUCAGCGGCGACCAUUUUCGCUUCGACGUGAACGGCGAUGGACCGGCCCGGUACAACAUCAUCCACUUCAAGCAGUCGCAGAUCGGCCAGUACCACUGGGUGAAGGUGGGCGAGUACUACGAGGGCGAGCUGCGUUUGAAUAUGUCUGAGGUGAAGUUCAAGCGACUGAGUCCGAAGCCACCAGAGUCCGUCUGCAGUUUGCCCUGCGAUGUUGGUCAGGCCAAGAAAUAUGUCGAGGGCGAGAGCUGCUGCUGGCACUGUUUCAAUUGUACAACUUAUCAAAUUCGUCACCCUGAUGACGAGACCCAUUGCCAGCUGUGCAAAUGGGGCACGCUGCCCGACGCCCACAAGCAGUACUGCCGGGCCAUACCAGAGGUGUACUUGCGACCAGAGUCUGCCUGGGCCAUUGGGGCCAUGGCAUUUAGCUCCACGGGUAUUCUGAUAACGCUCUUUGUAAUGGGCGUAUUUGUCAAGCACAAUGAUACGCCCAUAGUUCGAGCCUCUGGACGGGAGCUGAGUUACAUCCUGCUGGCCGGCAUUUUCAUGUGCUACGGCGUCACCUUUGCCCUGGUCCUGAAGCCCAGCAACAUAGUGUGCGCCAUUCAGCGGUUCGGCGUGGGCUUCUGCUUCACGGUUGUAUAUGCUGCACUGCUGACCAAAACGAAUCGCAUUGCACGGAUCUUCAAAGCAGGCAAACAGUCUGCCAAGCGCCCCUCGUUCAUUAGCCCGAAAUCUCAGCUGGUGAUUUGUAUGUUCCUUGUCACGGUCCAGAUACUCAUCAACGGCGUUUGGAUGGUAAUUGCUCCAUCACAUGCCAUGCAUCAUUAUCCGACACGCGAGGAUAAUAUGCUCGUUUGCGACUCGUAUAUAGAUGCCUCCUACAUGAUUGCGUUCUUUUAUCCAAUCGUUUUGAUUGUAAUUUGCACUGUCUACGCGGUCCUCACGCGAAAGAUACCAGAGGCAUUCAACGAAUCGAAGCAUAUUGGCUUCACCAUGUACACUACCUGCGUGAUUUGGCUGGCAUUUGUGCCGCUAUACUUUGGAACCGCCAACCAUGUGCCCCUGCGCAUAACCAGCAUGUCGGUGACCAUCAGUCUGUCCGCGAGUGUGACCAUCGCAUGUCUGUUCUCGCCCAAGCUCUACAUAAUACUCAUUCGUCCGGAGCGCAAUGUGCGGCAGAGUAUGAUGCCUCCGCGCCAUGGCAACAUGCACCGCACGGCAGGAACAGGACCCUCGUCGAUGAUGGCCGCAGCGGUGGUGGGCGCCGCCACCUGCGCCCAGGAGGAGAAGAUACAGAGGCACAUCACGCCCACCAAUACGGAGGCCUCGCUGAAGACGAAAAAAUUAUGCGAAAUGGCCACGCAGACGAUUUCCAGCAUCUUCACUUCGCUGGACAUCAACGCCUAUAACCAGAUUCCCUAUGCCGAUCAGUUUGUGCCAAAUAAUACGGCGAUAGAAACGAGCACGCCCACGCCCCCAGCCAAUGGAGACAAUGAGGAGCACGUGGUAUCCAACAACAACAAAAUCAAUCAGAUGCAACACGGCCAGGCAGCCGCUACCAAUGUUGUCUCCACGGCCGUCAAUGGUAUUACCAGCGCGCCGGCAACCACAGCAGCAACAGCCGCGGCAGGAAUUGUGGGAACAACAGCAGCAGCAGUGACUGCGAUAGCUGCCACAGUGACUACAAUUGCAACAUCCACCAGCACAGAUGCAACAGGAACCACCAAUGCCACCAAUGGCAGCCAUCGGGGGCCCGUUCUGCAGACAAACUUAUAACUAAACGCUCAGGAACUGCAGCAGCAGCUGCUAAAGGAGCAGCAUCGACAGCGGCAACUGGAGGCACUGGACCCUCAACAAGAGCCAUUGAAGGAAGAGCAGCAGCAAACAAUGACGCAAGGUUCCGGCAGCGAUGGCGGCAGCAUAGGUAGUGGAACCGCCUCCAGGAAACGGGCAGCCAUACCCGUCUAAGGUCCACCAUGGAAGCAUCCAAUAACAAUACGCGCGAGUAAGUGGCAGAAAAUGUGAAUAUACUGUAAGUUUUCUAAAUGUCCAACAGGACGGUACAGGGAGAGAGGCAGCACUGGGAACCGGUUGGGGAACGGGAACGCCCUCUCAUGUUCCUGCUAAGGAAACGAUAACUAUAUCAAACUUUAGAACUUUAGCAGUAUCAUGUGAGGGCUGGCCCAAGGGAACUGAAUGAAGAACAUAAGAGUAUAUAUCCGCUAUUCCGCUCCCCUCAACCGAAUAAAUUCGGUUUCCAAUGAUGUACGCGUAACCAAACCAAACGAUUUGUCAAACAAUUUGUCAGCCAUUAAGAAGUAAAUGAAUAUUAAGUGUUUAUCUUUAAGCUUGUCUAUCCCUUUCUUCAAGGAUUGUUUGAAAAUAUUGCAGAAAGGAAUAAGAUAUAGAGAUGGAAACGUAAACGGAAACGGAAAACAAAAGAAAAUGAAUGAAAAAUGUGAUAUAAUUUCAAAAAUGUGUUUUCUAAAACUACGAUUAGCUACGAGUAAGCCAUUUAACUAUCUGAACAUACAAUUUAAGAGUUAUGCAUAGGCCAAUGUACAAGCUGAAGGUACAAGUAAGACCUGUACCGCAGCACUGGAGAAACAGUUGACAAGGGGGCGCAAUUAUGUUCCCAAGGGGCUGGGACCCAGCCCCUUUGGAAUGUAGCGGCGGGAGUGGAGCCACAGCCACGUACAACAAUUGCAAUUAAAAUUGCAUUUAUUGUGUUGUUUGAGCCCAGCAACAUGGUAGAUUUAAUUGUUGCCCAGCUAAAGUGUUUAUAUGUACAUAUAUAUAUAUAUGAAUAACCUCUAGCCUCUAGUUCAGUGUGUAUAAAUAUUAAUGUUAAUUGUGCCGCUUACCAUUUGAAUGUUUUUGAAAUGUGUUGACUCCAAAUAAACUAUAUUUGCAUAU